Molecule: messenger RNA, 1059 nt
Organism: Arabis nemorensis
Lineage: Eukaryota; Viridiplantae; Streptophyta; Magnoliopsida; Brassicales; Brassicaceae
Source: the annotation of a GenBank genome assembly
AUGUAUUCCUCUUCUUCUUCCUCCUCUUUGACCACCCUAAUUAAAUUGGGAGUUCUUCUUCUCCUUCACGUAUCAUUUUCUCAUGCUCAACUAAGUCCUUCCUUUUACGACAAAACAUGUCCACAAGUCUUUAACAUUGCAACUAAUACCAUUGUCGAUGCUUUGAGAUCAGACCCUCGCAUCGCGGCCAGCAUCCUUCGUCUUCAUUUCCACGACUGCUUUGUUAAUGGAUGUGAUGCAUCGAUAUUGUUAGACAACACAACAUCGUUUAGGACAGAGAAAGACGCGUUUGGGAACGCAAAUUCAGCUCGAGGCUUUGAGGUCAUCGACAAAAUGAAGGCUGCCGUGGAAAAAGCAUGUCCUAAAACCGUUUCAUGUGCUGAUUUGCUCACAAUCGCAGCUCAAGAAUCUGUCGUUUUGGCGGGAGGUCCUUCAUGGAUGGUACCAACUGGUAGAAGAGACGGUUUGAGAGGAUUUAUGGAUCUUGCUAAUACAAACCUUCCGGCUCCAUUCUUUACUCUUAAACAACUUAAGGAUGCCUUCAAAAACGUCGGCCUCGACCGUCCUUCUGAUCUGGUUGCUCUUUCCGGUGGUCACACUUUUGGCAAAAACCAAUGCCGGUUUAUAAUGGACCGACUUUACAACUUCAGUGGCUCCGGUUCGCCCGACCCAACCCUUGAUAAAUCUUACCUUAAAACACUUAGAAAACAAUGUCCUCGCAAUGGGAACCAAAAUAUCUUGGUGGAUUUUGAUUUGCGUACCCCAACAGUUUUUGACAACAAAUACUAUGUGAAUCUCAAAGAGAACAAAGGUCUUAUCCAGACCGAUCAAGAGUUAUUCUCUAGCCCUGAUGCUUCAGACACUAUCCCCUUAGUCCGAGCAUUCGCUGAUGGGACGGAUAAAUUUUUCAAAGCGUUCGUGGAGGCGAUGAUAAGGAUGGGAAACCUUUCACCUUUAACAGGGAAACAAGGAGAAAUCAGAUUGAAUUGUAGGGUGGUGAAUUCGAAACCAAAGAUCGAGGAUAUGGUAGAUGAUAAUGACUUUGUCAGCUCAAUAUGA